Molecule: messenger RNA, 2182 nt
Organism: Rubroshorea leprosula
Lineage: Eukaryota; Viridiplantae; Streptophyta; Magnoliopsida; Malvales; Dipterocarpaceae
Source: the annotation of a GenBank genome assembly
UAUCAGUUCUUAUUUUCCCUCCAGAAUCCAGACCAACCACUUCUUGAAAUUCAGCCAUCAAUCCCUCCCAGUUCCUCAUCCCCAUCCGUUCAAGAAUAUGAACUACUUCCUCCUUUUUGUUAUAAUACUCUUGGUUAUAUCUGAGACUCCCUUGUCAUCAAGCAGCCCUGCAUUGUACGAAAUCUGCCGUAAUCAGUUCGGGUGUGGUGAUGUUGUUGCAGGCUUUCCAUUCUGGGGAGGAGAGCAAAGACCGCGUGAAUGUGGCCAUCCAGGACUACAACUCCACUGCAAAAGACUGAAGACUGCAAGGGAGGACUAUAAGUUUGGAAUCUGUCCCCAGAACAUUACCCUCGACACCACUCUCUUUGUCAUUGCUGAAGGUUAUGAAAAUCUUACGUUGUCCUAUCACUGCCCGCAUCCACACUUCACUGAAAACUUCGGCUGUAGUCUAAAUGGAGUCAAUUCUAGCGAGGUUUGCAUCCCACCACCAAAAUUUCCUUGUCCUCAGGGUUGCUCUGUUAGUGCCACUGUCAUGGUCCCUAAACCUCUCCCCACAGGAGAAGAUAUGUGGGAAGCGAUCGAAGAAGCCCUAAGUUCUGGAUUUGAAGUAGAAUGGAGGGUGGAUGAUAAAGGGUACUGUCAGAAGUGCAUUGCCUCCGAGGGAAAGUGUGGCAUUAACCCUUCGAAUGGAACGGUUUGCUACUGUCAGGAACCAAGUAGUUCAGAGCAAGAAUGUCUUCUCCUGCCUCAUGACGGGACAAAGAAACUUAACAUUACACCAAUCAUAGGAUUGGCAGUACCUCUAACAACCACUGCAGCAAUCGCUUUUAUAGUGCUCCUCUUCAAGCUUAAAAGAAAACCACUGUCAAGUUUGAAGUCUCUAAACUUCCAUCUAACUAGAAAGAACCGUGAAAGAGUUGAGGCAUUCAUUCUUCAGUAUGGUUCCCUUGCUCCCAAGAGAUUUUCAUAUUCAAACAUCAAGAAAAUGACCAACUCAUUCAAAGAUAAAUUGGGUCAAGGAGGAUAUGGGAGCGUAUAUAAAGGAGAAUUACCUGAUGGCCGUAUUGUAGCAAUAAAAGUUCUCAGUAAAUCCAAAGGGGAUGGACAGGAUUUCAUCAAUGAAGUAGCUAGCAUUAGCAGAACCUCCCAUGUUAAUAUAGUCACCCUAUUGGGGUACUGCUAUGAGAGUUCGAAAAGAGCUUUGAUUUAUGAAUUCUUGCCCAAUGGAUCCCUGGAUAAGUUCAUUUAUAAUCAAGGAUCUCCAGAAAAUCAUCAACUUGCAAUUAAGACCUUGUAUGAGAUAGCACUAGGCAUUGCUCUUGGGCUAGAAUACUUGCAUCGAGGUUGUACCACAAGGAUUUUACACUUUGACAUAAAACCUCAAAACAUCCUCUUAGAUGCCAACUUCUGUCCUAAGAUAUCUGAUUUUGGUCUUGCCAAAUUAUGUGAAACGAGAGACAGUGUUGUUUCAAUGACGGGGGCCAGAGGAACUUGUGGAUAUAUUGCUCCAGAGGUAUUUUGUCGAAACUUUGGAGGAGUAUCUUACAAGUCCGAUGUGUAUAGCUAUGGCAUGAUGGUGUUGGAAAUGAUUGGGGGAAGAAGGAAUGUUAAUGUGGAAGCGUCUCAUACCAGUGAAAUAUAUUUUCCAUCUUGGCUGUAUAAGCAGCUUGAAAAUUCAGAAAAAUUAAAUCUUGACAGAAUCAUAGACGAUGAGGAAGAAGAAACGACUAGGAAGAUGAUAGUAGCGAGCCUUUGGUGCAUUCAAACAAUUCCAUCAAACAGACCAUCAAUGAGUAAGGUGCUUGAGAUGUUACAAGGAAGCCUCGAAGCUUUGCCACUUCCACCAGAACCUUUGUUGUCUUCUCCUGCAGCAAUAUCACUCCAAAACUCCAACACCACAUCCUCAGUCAUAAUGCAGGUGGUUCCAAGCACUGUUGAGACGAAUUCACAACUUGAUGAUGAUGAUGUAUCUUCAAAUACAUAGAAAUGGUGUCUGCUGCAUUUUUUUUAACAGCAAAACAAAGUUUUGUUACAAGGAGUCAAACAUCCCCUUUAGAUGGUAUUCAAAAGUUCAUCAUAGUUUUCCCUGUAUUUUCUUAAUCCUCUAGUCUUCAGCAUGUAACACUCAAUGGACCACUGUGAAAUCAUCCCCAUUCUCCAAGAAUAACACUCCUUUGGUUUA